Messenger RNA from Anisakis simplex (herring worm), 231 nucleotides. NCBI's taxonomy places the organism in Eukaryota, Metazoa, Nematoda, Chromadorea, Rhabditida, Anisakidae. The record is from the annotation of a GenBank genome assembly.
AUGGCGCGCGCGUUACGGAGAGGUGGGCCAUCCGGAGUUGGCCCUCCAAGGGGAACAUCGGCCAUAUGGGGGCCGAGGAACGGUUUCGUGCAGCAACUUGCUGCAAGUACUGGCGAUUCUCAGUUUCAUGCCGAGGCGAGAAGAGCUGGUUCGGUGGGUGAAGAGCAAUUGGCCGCUCUCAACACGCACACUGCCCCCACGGAUGGGGGUUCAUGCCGCAGGUGUGUAUAG